UUAAGUUCAGUUCAGUAAAAAUAAGUUCAGCUCAAUAAAAAUAAGUUCAGUUCAGUAAAAUUAAGGUAAAUCAAACAGAGCCUAAACCUAUUGCACCGCAGCACUUACCCCGCCACAAUCAGUCCUACUCAGCAGUCUACACCGCUGAUUAGUCAAGUCCAGUCCAAUCUUUUCUCCCUUCCCUCUAUUUCUCGUUGCGUAUUUGACAAGCUUUUAUUUUACAUUAUUUAACCAACCAUUUUCACAAAAAAAAAACCGUUUUCUCUCCCUAAAAGUCUAAAACCAAAGCCACAACACAAACAAUGAACCCAGAUUCCAUAACCAUCAUUCCCGAUUGGAACCCCAACCCAAAUCGUCGCAAAACUUACACCGUCAAAUUCUUCGCCGAAACAAUUGACACCGUCGUUACCUCCACCCCCGCCGUCGCACGGCAGUGGGUUCACACUCUCCGGUACAACCACCGCCGUGCACUCUACACUUCCUCCCUCACCAUCGGCCUCGGCGUUCAAUGGCGUCCCACUUUCUCCCCUGACUCCGACACCGCCGCCACUCUCCAACUCUGCGUCGACUCCGACUGUCUCAUCUUCCAACUCCAUCACGCCUCCUCCGUCCCGGCCACCCUCAGGAAGCUUCUCGACGAUCGUGUCACCUUCGUUGGGGUCCACAAUGGAAGAGACUGGAGACUUCUAGAAGAAUCUGAGCAUAGGUUGGAAGUUGAGUGUUUGGUUGAUUUGGCUAAGAAAUAUGGGUAUGGGAAUUGGUCUAUGGGAGAAAUGGCGGCAAGAAUGGGUGCUGAUGACGUGGUUAAGCCUUAUCGGUUGGGAGUGAGUAAUUGGGAAGCUUAUUGGUUGAGUGAUGAACAGGUUCAGUAUGCUUGUGUUGACGCUUAUCUUUCUUAUUGUCUUGCUCGAGCUCUGCAAGAUCAAGAUGAUGAUGAUGAUGCUGUGAUGUCUUCUGAUGGUAAUGAUUCUGAUUAUUAUUAGUUACGCUGUCCUUCGUAAUUUAAAUUACACUAUUAACAUGAUUAUUAGUAUUAGGGAAGCUAUACUAAUUUUGUUAAAAUAAAUACGGAUUUCUAGUUUUUGUAAUUUUGAUCACCUUUUUCGGCUGCUUAAUGUUGUUUUCUACACUCAUUGCUUUUAGUGCUUUACUACGGAGUAGUUUACUCGUAAUAUUUGGGUCUCAUAUUAGUAGAAUUUGUGCACAUGAAAUUAAAAAAUACUCGAGUUUAAUUCCACGUGAAUAGGUAUAGUAUACGCGGAUAACAAUUUCAAUGGAUGUUUAAGUGUUAGGAAUUGGAAAUACUUAUUGAUUUACUCCGUAUCUGCCAUUGUUCAUUUUAUUGAUUUCUCUGUUUUUUUUUGUUUUUUUUUGUCGGAUAAUAUAAAACUCCUUGAUUAGAGUUAUUACCAUUGAUCAAUAUUUAUAGGGUUACUAUGAGAAACCUAAUCAUAUUAGGUAACUAUAAGAUAUGUAUAGAUAUCAAAGAUAAUCUUAUACAAAAUAUAUCCUAAAUCUAGGAUGAGAAUAUUCUAUGGAUAUUCUCUAUCACACCCCCGCAGUCAGAGCGGGAAAAAACCGGAUGCUCAGACUGGAUCUGAAUC
Messenger RNA from Chenopodium quinoa (quinoa), 1604 nucleotides. RefSeq names its product Werner Syndrome-like exonuclease. Bases 303 to 983 code for a protein of 226 amino acids. Gene Ontology annotation, biological process: nucleobase-containing compound metabolic process. NCBI's taxonomy places the organism in Eukaryota, Viridiplantae, Streptophyta, Magnoliopsida, Caryophyllales, Amaranthaceae. The record is from RefSeq and is a predicted model, not a curated record. Gene Ontology annotation, molecular function: 3'-5' exonuclease activity; nucleic acid binding. Gene Ontology annotation, cellular component: nucleus; cytoplasm. The transcript has a single exon.